Nerophis ophidion (straightnose pipefish) is the source of this 5365-nucleotide messenger RNA. It is a transcript of the gene smc3, whose product is annotated as structural maintenance of chromosomes 3. NCBI's taxonomy places the organism in Eukaryota, Metazoa, Chordata, Actinopteri, Syngnathiformes, Syngnathidae. Gene Ontology annotation, cellular component: chromosome. The transcript has 30 exons. Bases 179 to 3832 code for a protein of 1217 amino acids. The record is from RefSeq and is a predicted model, not a curated record. Gene Ontology annotation, molecular function: ATP binding; protein binding; ATP hydrolysis activity. Gene Ontology annotation, biological process: mitotic sister chromatid cohesion.
GUUCCAUUACAGUCCGACCCCCGCCGCCAUUUUCCGUAUUUUCUCCACCACUUUUGAAUGCACAAACUGUAAUAUUUCAACUUCUGCGGGGAUUUGACAUACCUGGCCUCUCCAUUUUUAGUGGGGGGCGAAAGGUUUCCUCCGAAUUUGUCCAAGGAGACGUCAGAAUUAGACGACCAUGUACAUUAAACAGGUCAUUAUCCAGGGUUUCCGAAGUUACAGGGACCAGACUGUGGUAGAUCCAUUCAGCUCCAAGCACAAUGUCAUCGUUGGGCGAAAUGGAUCAGGAAAAAGUAACUUUUUCUAUGCCAUUCAGUUUGUGCUCAGUGAUGAGUUCAGCCAUCUUCGACCUGAACAGCGCUUGGCCUUGCUCCAUGAGGGAACUGGGCCUCGUGUUAUUUCUGCAUUUGUGGAAAUUAUAUUUGACAACUCUGACAACCGUCUACCGAUUGACAAAGAGGAAGUCUCCCUUCGUCGUGUCAUCGGCGCAAAGAAGGACCAGUAUUUUUUGGACAAGAAGAUGGUGACUAAGAAUGACGUGAUGAACCUUCUGGAAAGUGCUGGCUUCUCCCGCUGCAACCCCUACUACAUUGUCAAGCAGGGCAAGAUCAACCAAAUGGCCACCGCUCCUGACUCCCAGCGUCUGAAACUAUUGAGAGAGGUAGCAGGAACACGAGUGUAUGAUGAACGCAAAGAGGAGAGUAUUUCACUCAUGAAAGAAACAGAGGGAAAGAGGGAAAAAAUCAAUGAACUGUUAAAGUACAUUGAGGAGCGUCUGCACACUCUGGAAGAUGAGAAAGAGGAACUUGCUCAAUACCAAAAGUGGGACAAGAUGAGAAGGGCCCUUGAGUACACCAUCUACAACCAAGAGCUCAAUGAAACCCGUGCUAAACUGGACGAGCUGUCCUCCAAGAGAGAGACGUGUGGGGAUAAAUCCAGACAGUUACGUGAUGCUCAGCAAGAUGCCAGAGACAAAGUAGAGGAGACAGAGCGUGUUGUACGAGAAUUAAAAUCCAAGAUCUCGGCCAUGAAGGAAGAGAGGGAGCAAUUGUCGGCUGAGCGCCAGGAGCAGAUUAAACAGAGGACCAAACUAGAGCUGAAGGCCAAGGACCUGCAGGAUGAGCUGGCAGGCAACAGCGAACAGAGGAAACGCCUUUUGAAAGAGCGUCAGAAGUUGCUGGAGAAAAUCGAGGAGAAACAAAAAGAACUACAGGAGACGGAGCCAAAAUUCAAUAUGGUGAAAGAAAAAGAAGAGCGGGGUAUCUCCAGACUGGCCCAGGCUACUCAAGAGAGGACAGACUUGUAUGCCAAGCAGGGACGUGGCAGUCAGUUCACCUCCAAAGAGGAAAGGGAUAAAUGGAUAAAGAAAGAGCUGAAGUCGCUAGACCAGGCCAUUAAUGAUAAAAAAAGGCAGAUUGCAGCCAUCAACAAAGAUCUGGAGGACACAGAGACCAACAAAGAGAAAAACUUGGAACAGUAUAGUAAACUUGAUCAAGAUCUAAACGAGGUCAAGACCCGAGUUGAGGAGCUGGACAAAAAGUACUAUGAAGUGAAGAACCGGAAAGACGAGCUGCAGAGUGAAAGAAACUACCUGUGGCGUGAGGAGAAUGCAGAGCAGCAAGCCCUGGCAGCCAAACGUGAGGACCUGGAGAAGAAACAGCAGCUCCUUCGAGCAGCCACCGGCAAGGCUAUCCUGAAUGGCAGCGACAGCAUCAACAAAGUCCUUGAACAUUUUCGCCGCAAGGGCAUCAACCAGCACGUGAUCAAUGGUUACCACGGCAUUGUCAUGAAUAACUUCGAGUGUGAGCCUGCCUUUUACACUUGUGUGGAGGUGACUGCUGGUACCAGACUCUUCUACCACAUCGUGGAGACGGAUGAAGUCAGCACCAAAAUAUUGAUGGAGUUCAACAAGAUGAAUUUGCCUGGAGAAGUCACAUUCCUGCCGCUAAGCAAGCUGGAUGUCAGGGACACUGCCUACCCGGAGACCAAUGAUGCCAUUCCGAUGAUCAGCAAGCUGCGAUACAGCACCAACUUUGACAAGGCCUUUAAGCAUGUGUUUGGGAAGACCCUGAUAUGCCGCAGCAUGGAAGUUUCAACACAACUGGCCAGAGCAUUCACCAUGGACUGUAUCACGCUAGAAGGUGACCAGGUGAGUCACCGUGGAGCCUUAACAGGCGGCUAUUACGAUACCAGAAAGUCUCGCCUGGAGUUGCAAAAAGACAUGAGGAAGGCUGAGGAAGAGCUGGGUGAGCUGGAGGCCAAGCUCAAUGAAAAUCUGCGCAGGAACAUUGAACGUAUCAACAAUGAGAUCGACCAACUGAUGAACCAGAUGCAGCAGAUUGAGACCCAACAGAGGAAGUUCAAGGCUUCCCGGGAUAGUAUUCUUUCUGAGAUGAAGAUGCUGAAAGAGAAGAGGCAACAAUCUGAGAAGACGUUCAUGCCAAAGCAACGGAGUCUUCAAAGUCUAGAGGCCAGCCUUCACGCCAUGGAGUCCACUAGAGAGUCACUAAAGGCUGAGCUAGGGACAGAUCUGCUUGCUCAGCUCAGCUUGGAGGACCAGAGGCGAGUGGAUGACCUUAAUGAUGAGAUCCGACAGCUUCAGCAGGACAACAGACAGUUGCUGAAUGAGAGAAUUAAGUUGGAGGGAAUCAUGACCAGAGUGGAGACGUAUCUUAAUGAAAAUUUGCGGAAGCGUCUCGAUCAAGUGGAGCAGGAACUAAAUGAGUUGCGAGAGACUGAAGGAGGCACAGUGCUCACGGCCACAACAUCUGAGCUGGAUGGCAUCAACAAAAGAGUCAAGGAUACACUAGCCCGAUCAGAAGAUUUGGACACUUUGAUUGACAAGACAGAGGUGGAGAUCAAGGACCACAUUAAGAGCAUGGACCGCUGGAAGAACGUAGAGAAGGAGCAAAACGAUGCAAUCAACCAUGACACCAAGGAACUGGAGAAGAUGACCAAUCGGCAGGGCAUGCUGCUUAAGAAGAAGGAAGAGUGCAUGAAGAAAAUUCGAGAGUUGGGCUCGCUGCCUCAGGAGGCGUUUGAGAAGUACCAGACCCUCACACUCAAACAGUUGUUUCGGAAACUGGAGCAGUGCAACACAGAGCUGAAGAAAUACAGUCAUGUCAACAAAAAGGCCCUGGAUCAGUUUGUUAACUUCUCGGAGCAGAAAGAGAAACUGAUCAAGCGUCAAGAUGAGCUGGACCGAGGCUACAAAUCCAUCAUGGAGCUAAUGAAAGUCUUGGAGUUGCGGAAGUAUGAGGCAAUACAGCUCACCUUCAAACAGGUGUCGAAGAACUUCAGCGAAGUAUUCCAGAAGCUGGUGCCUGGAGGCAAAGCUACACUGGUGAUGAAGAAGGGAGACGCUGAAGGCAGCCAGUCCCAGGAUGAAGGUGAGGGCGGUGCAGACAGCGAAAAGGGCUCCGGGUCGCAGAGCAGCGUUCCGUCAGUAGACCAGUUCACUGGGGUCGGAAUCAGGGUGUCGUUCACAGGGAAGCAGGGUGAGAUGAGAGAAAUGCAGCAGUUGUCUGGAGGUCAAAAGUCUCUGGUGGCUCUGGCUCUCAUCUUUGCCAUCCAAAAGUGUGACCCUGCCCCUUUCUACCUGUUUGAUGAGAUCGACCAGGCCCUCGACGCCCAGCACAGGAAGGCUGUCUCAGACAUGAUUGUUGAGCUGGCUGGUCACGCUCAGUUCAUUACCACAACCUUCAGGCCUGAGCUAUUGGAGUCUGCUGACAAAUUCUAUGGAGUAAAAUUCAGAAACAAGGUGAGUCACAUCGAUGUGAUCACAGCAGAGCAGGCUAAAGACUUUGUCGAGGAUGACACCACCCAUGGUUAAGCCCCCUGCUGUGUUUUCUUCUGCAUACUUAAGGCGCAUCGCAAUGUUUGGCCUUUUCAUCAUCGACAACAAUGACCGCUACUCAUGGGCGCCAACGACAACUACUUUGGGACAAAUAAUGAUCCAGACACUUGUAUUUUUGAGCCUGAAUAUACGGCGCAUUGGCUACAAGUUUUAGAAGCUCAGCAUGUCCAGCUGUAGUGAAACACUGCCAGAGACAGAAAUAUACCCAACAAAGAAACCAAGGGAGCUGACUAGGAGCUCUCGGCCAAUGCCCAGUCUGCAUGGCUGGGCAAGCAUCAGUCCAAGGAGGCUGAGGUGUAAGACAUGCUCAUUCACCCAGGGCUCCGUGAAGCUCCUCCAUCUCGAUUAGCUCCACAGCCCCGCAUCAUACUCCGCAUCUCCUCCCGCCUUUCAACGCUGACUCCUUUGUGGCAGAGAGCCAGCAGCUUGUCUCCAGUACAAACAUGGCCAAAAGGCUCCCCGGAGGUGCAUCCGAAAAUUCCCUGAAAAGCAUCGCAGAAGUCAUGAAAGUACCAGCUCUUGUUGCGUAGUACCAAAGCGACUCCGAUCAAAAAGAAAAAAAGCUGAUAAACGAGGGAAACAUCAAGACCACUAAAGGAAGAAACACGAGCACAGAGCUCCUGCAACCAGCAGUCACUACAACGGCGCCAUCUUGGAGGGAAAAAAAGCAGAAUCAUGGGAUGUUUAUAUCUUUCAACACAAAACUUUCAUUCCCGGUUUAGAUGAUGAAUUCAUCACAAACUUCACUCCUAGGUUAAAAAAUGCUGGGAGCAAACAAACAUCUUGCUCCAUCUUCCUAGCGAUGUCUACGACUUUAAGUUGGCUUUCAAAGAUAUCGGCCUAUGAUAUGGCCACAACCUUCUACUAUACAGAUACAAAGCAUGAUUUACUGUAUAAUCUAGCACAAACUUUUAUUAACGCAGUAUGUCAAUAACUGCAGUAGAUAAGUGAUCAAGGCGCACUGUUACUGAACAUGUUUCCUCUGUGUUAACUCUUAAAAUAAGAAUGCCGCUAAUACUUGGUCAAUAAGCAGGUCACGGCAUGUAACUAGAGUAUUGGUAGCAGUUUUUUUUAGAGAGAUAAAUUAAUCAAAUGAUCUACAUUGUUAGCCAUGUUGAACUAGCCGUUUUUUACAAUUUGAAUGGACAAACAAAAUAAAUUGUUUAUGUCUUACAUAAGGGUUUGUGAAUGAUUGGCAAGAUUCUCUUUUAGGUGGGUGCACAUAUUUUCGAAGAGAGACUUGCUGUCCUUGACUUUGCUGGUAAUGCUGACAUAUUCAUGAGUGUUUGAUUGAUGGAUUGAGAAGUUUAUUGAUAUCUUAAAGAAUUGAAUCCAUGUAAUGCUUUAUAAAAGGCAACUGUGUGGCACAAAAAGCCAAAAGGCUUGUUUCCAUUGUAGCCCAUUAAAUAUUCUUCACAUUUGAUACAUUCAAUAAUAAAAGAUAUGUAACCUGUAACAUGUAUACAAAAAAUUCCGUUAAAAAUUGAUAAAUUAUGUACAAAUACACAG